GUUUAGACUUUAGACUUUCAGUUUCCGAAUUCAAAAUUUGAUUUUAAUUUUUUCAGCUACGAAUCUUGAUCGUUGCUUUCACGUUGGGUAUUACUGAACCACCCAAUUAAAAAAGCAGUUGGAGUUGGGGCUUUUCAAUUUCCAAUUUCAAACCCUUCCUUCUUCUACACCGGUGGUUCUUUUUUUUGCACCACCGCAGGCACCACCGUCAAUUUCAUUUGCUGUUUCGAAACCAACCCAUAAUCACAAUGUCAACCAAACCUUUAAAACCCACAAAACCCCCAGUAACACCAUCUCCACCUUCUUCACGAUCAUCUUCACUAUCUGCUCAUCUCGCCAUGGUUGAACUCAGACAAAGAAUCUUGACAUCACUCUCCAGACUCUCGGACCGAGACACCCACCAGAUCGCCGUCGAAGACCUCGAAACCAUCAUUCAAACCCUCUCACCUGACGGCAUCUCAAUGAUCCUCAACUCCCUCUACGACGCCACCAACGACACCACCACCAACAAACCCGCCGUAAAGAAAGAAGCAAUCAGACUCCUUUCCUUCCUCUGCGCCACCCACACCGAAUCAGCUGCCAGUCAUUUGACAAAAAUUAUAGCCCACAUUGUCAAGAGGCUUAAAGAUUCCGAUUCCGGUGUUAAAGAUUCGUGUCGCGAAUCAAUUGGACAUCUUUCUUUUCUGUAUUUGAAGGGUGAAAGAGGUGAUAAUAAUAUGGGGUCUGUGGUUUCGUUGUUUGUGAAGCCUUUGUUUGAAGCUAUGAAUGAACAGAACAAAGCUGUACAAGCUGGUGCAGCAUCGUGUAUGGCUAAGAUGGUGGAAAUGGCUUGUGAUCCACCUGUUUUGACUUUUCAAAAGCUUUGUAGUAGGAUCUGCAAGUUCCUUAAUAGUCCUAAUUUCUUGGCAAAUUCUGCCCUUUUGCCUGUGGUUUCAAGGCUUUCUCAGGUUGGUGCUAUUUCUCCACAAGCCUUGGAGCCACUGCUUCAAAGUAUUCAUGACUGUCUUAGUAGUUCUGACUGGUCAACUCGAAAGGCAGCUGCUGACACUUUAAUUGUAUUGGCUUUGCAUUCAAGUAACUUGAUCAAAGAAAAACCAACUUCUACGAUAACAAUACUUGAAGCAAUCCGCUUUGAUAAGAUAAAACCUGUUAGAGAUAGCAUAACGGAAGCACUGCAACUAUGGAAUCAAAUUGCAGAAAGCUGUGAAGAUCAGAAAACACCUGGUCAUGGUGAAGAUUCUCAAGUACAAUCCAAGUUGUCAAGAAAGGAGCUUCCAAAGUUGGAUGCGAAAUCAAUAGAGACCCCAGCAAAGAAUGGCGAAACAAAAUCUCAAAAUGUUGCUGAAAAGACAACUGGAACGAAAAAGAAGCCACCUCCUUUAAGUGAUAAGGAACUGAACCCUGAGUUCUUUCAAAGACUUGAAACUAGGGUUUCAGGUGAAGUCGAAGUCGUUCUCCCUCGUAGACUCCUCAAAUCUUCAAAUACACAAAACGAAGAGGAACCAGACAUCAAUGCUGGGUCAAAGUCAAAGUCAGAAGAGGAACCGGUCAACUUGCAAAAACAAGGUGGUGAUCCGUGUUCUAGAAAGCGAGAAUUAGAGAGUAAAGGAAAUUUGUUGGGCAUCCAAAGGCAGUUACUUCAACUGGAGAGACAACAAGCUUACAUCAUGAACAUGUUGCAGGAUUUUAAAGGUGGAUCACGUGAUGGUAUGGUGACUUUAGAGAACAGAGUGUGGGGCCUAGAGAGAGUUGUUGAAGACAUGGCACGCAGUUUAUCAUCAGCGUCAAUGUAUAGUCAAAGAGGUAGUAGUAGUAAUCAUAUUCAUAUGGUAGGAAAGUACAAUCACAAUGGGUUCUCUGAAUAUCCUAACAUGGGUUCAAGUAUGAGGGGUAGGGGAUAUAAUAUGCAAAUAGGGUUAAGAAAAGGGGUGGAUAGGGAUAAUAGGUUGCCUAAAGGGGCUGGACCUGGUCCUUCAGCAAGAGGCGUUUGGCAAGCUUCAAAAGAUGAAGCCACUUUGGAAGCAAUUAGAGGGGUUGCACCUGAUCAUGAUCAUGAGAAGAAGAAGAAUGCUGUUUUGACUGCUUGGAGAAAUGCAAUGGAUGGAGUUUGUGAAGGUGACAUGGAUGUGGCGUUUGGUGAGGUUUUGUCUACCGGAGAUGAUCUUUUGCUUGUGAAGCUAAUGGACAGGACGGGGCCCGUGCUUGACCAGCUGUCAGCUGAUGUGGCAAGUGAAGUUAUGCAUGCGGUUGCUCAAUUCCUUUUGGAACCUACCUUGUUUGACAUCUGUUUGUCCUGGAUUCAACAGAUGCUGGAUACAAUGGUAGAGAAUGGAAAUGAUGUGAUUGGAAUUCGUAUGGAAGUGAAAAGGGAGAUUUUGGUGAAUUUGAAUGAAGCUUCGUCAACUAUUGACCCUCCACAGGACUGGGAAGAUUAUACCAGUAUGACCGGUUAUAGUGGGUUUUGCCGGUUUCAGGCGUUGUUUCCGGCCAAACACGUUUUCCGGUCACCUUCUCCGGCCAAACUCGAUUUUUCGGCAUUGCUUCUGAUGACACAUUUGGUCAAACUCAAUUCCUACCUAAGACCACCGCCAACAGCUCCCAAAUCAGCCACCAGUCACCACCCUUACCUCCACCAGUUACCACAUUUACCUUCAUUUACCCCACCAUAACCCACUAAAACCACCAUUGGUUCGCUGCCAAUAUAACCACACCUGCAAAUCGACAAUAAUAAAAGGAUUAAAUCUUGUUUUCUCUGUGCACACCGUCAAACCCACCCAAGAUUCUCUAUCUGUAGAAAGUCAAACCUGCAACUCAAAGGGGGAAAAUAAAGUCUACAAUCGAUUUUGAGAGAAGAAGAAGGAAACAAUGACUUCGCUGGAGAAAUCCCAUACAAGAUCAGAAAUAUUGUUCAAAGAUCAAAAACAUUAAAAGAAACAACGUAUGAUUCACUAAUCAAUGCAAGAUUCGAUUUUGUUCU
Messenger RNA from Lactuca sativa (garden lettuce), 2977 nucleotides. RefSeq names its product microtubule-associated protein TORTIFOLIA1. Gene Ontology annotation, molecular function: microtubule binding. Lineage: Eukaryota; Viridiplantae; Streptophyta; Magnoliopsida; Asterales; Asteraceae. Gene Ontology annotation, biological process: multicellular organism development; unidimensional cell growth; circumnutation. The record is from RefSeq and is a predicted model, not a curated record. Gene Ontology annotation, cellular component: cortical microtubule, transverse to long axis.